Fonsecaea nubica is the source of this 1209-nucleotide messenger RNA. RefSeq lists its product as hypothetical. The record is from RefSeq and is a predicted model, not a curated record. Gene Ontology annotation, cellular component: nucleus; proteasome regulatory particle, lid subcomplex; cytoplasm. Gene Ontology annotation, biological process: ubiquitin-dependent protein catabolic process. The transcript has 3 exons. Lineage: Eukaryota; Fungi; Ascomycota; Eurotiomycetes; Chaetothyriales; Herpotrichiellaceae. Bases 1 to 1209 code for a protein of 402 amino acids. Gene Ontology annotation, molecular function: endopeptidase activator activity; ubiquitin binding; proteasome binding.
AUGUCGAUUUCACCCAUCCUGACGUUCAAGGCGGGGCUCUGUGAGCUUGAUACGAGUACCUCGCCUCCACGAGCAAAACCUCUACCAACUCCAGGAUACCUCUACCUCUACGCAGAUGAACUCCUCCACCUAUGCUGGCGACCGAGGACUGCUCCUUUGGACCAGCCGCAACUCGACUUAUUGAUGGUGCCAAUGGACGGAUCGUUCACCCCCUACCAGCCUACCAGCGCGGAAAACCCUUCCAACUCGAAGACGCCCACGAACGGAAGAAUCUACGUCCUCAAAUUUACCUCCAGCUCUCAGAGACACCUCUUCUGGCUACAAUCGCGCAGUCAGCAUCCGCAAGGUGACCCGUCAUGGUUCUCCGCUCGAGAUCUGAAGCUAGGCCAGAUCGUGAACAAUCUCCUUCAAGGCGAAGACGUCGAUGUCCAAGAACAAAUGGCUAGUUUACCUCCCGAUGGAAAUUCCCCAGACGACGACGGGGCAGAGCCCAUGGAGGAUGUGGAAGGCACAGAUCAUAACCCCAACCGCCGCCCUUCACAAGGUCCUGGAGCUGGUCCAGAUGCCACGGGCGGGGAUUUUCGAGAAGAAGGAGAAGAGUCACGCGAGGGCGGGGCGGAUGGCGGACGAGCGGCGGCCGCUGAGGGUCUGGAUGCCAGUGCCUUGGUUCGGAACUUUCUUCAAUCCAUGGAACAACGUCCCCAGCACCAGGCGCCGCAGGAGAAGCUGUUCACAUCACUAGGUGACCUGCUGACGGGGUCAUCAACUUUGCCAUUAAUUGAAUCAGCCGAUGACAAGUUGUUGGACCGCUUGUUUGAAUGUCUCCCGACCCAUCUGUCAGAGAUGGUGCGGGCUUCGGUCGACACGUCAUCCUUACAAGACCCAAACUCGGCCCCGGAGCAACGGGACGCGGUAAAAAGGCAAUUGACCAAUUGCAAAAAGGCUUUGUUGCGCAGAGUGUUGCACACGCCGCAGUUCACGCAAAGUUUGUCCAGUCUGACGAUUGCACUGAGAGAAGGUGGUCUUCCGAUAGUCAGUGAGACCUUCAAGAUCCCGGUUCGUAAUGGCGGAUAUCUCAGACACGGCGGAGUACCUAUGGGUGGAGGCGAGGCUGUGGAGGCGUUCAUAGCAGGAGUGAAAAAGGACGUCGAAGACAAGCUCGCAAAAGGAGACGAGGAUGGGGCAGGCGACCGGAUGGAUCAAGACUGA